GCGCAGGCCGCGGUCGCCGCCGCCUUCCUGCCCGGCCCGCCUAUGCUGCACGCGCCGCCCGGUUUCCCGCAGAUCAAGGGCCCCUACAGCCCGACGGCGCAGCCCCACUUGACAGCGGUGCGACAAUUUUAUUCAGGUGUAUCGUCUCUGGAAGCGGCCAAGGACUUCACAGUGGACGGCCUCACAGCCUACAACGGCAAGAAGAAGAAGAAAAAACGCAGGCACAGCCGCACGAUCUUCACGUCGUACCAGCUGGACGAACUGGAGAAGGCGUUCAAGGACGCGCACUACCCCGACGUGUACGCUCGCGAGAUGCUCUCCCUCAAGACAGACCUGCCCGAAGACAGGAUACAGGUGUGGUUCCAGAACCGGCGCGCGAAAUGGCGCAAGACAGAGAAAUGCUGGGGGCGGUCUACCAUCAUGGCGGAGUAUGGACUGUAUGGUGCCAUGGUGCGUCACUCGCUGCCCCUGCCCGAGACCAUCCUGAAGAGCGCCAAGGAGAACGAUUCAGUCGCGCCCUGGCUACUCGGCAUGCACCGCAAAUCGCUGGAGGCGGCGCAGCACCUAAAGGAGUCGGGGUCGGAGCGCGAGGGCUCCGAGGCGGAGGGCGAGCGCCCGCUGUCUGCUUCGCCGCACCGCCCCGACCGCGCAGACCGCCCCGACCUACAAGACCACCAGGCGCAAAGCUCUCCGGGCGGCAGCAGCACGACCGCGUCGUCUUCGGCCAAGGGGCGCGCAUCCCCCGAGCCGGGCCGGGAGCCCUACGAGGACCACGAGGCAUUCCGCAAUAACAGCAUCGCCUGCUUGCGCGCUAAGGCGCAGGAACACCAGGCGCGGCUGCUCUCCAACAAUCUCCUGCUGCAGUUCAAGGUCCUGGAGCAGCACAGCCGGCGGCUUCACGAGGACUGGCGGCUCCAGGUGCGAGGCUUGCAGCGAGCGGGCGCGGCUGCCAUGGCGGGUGCGGGUGCCGGGGCUAUGAGUGUUGCGAUGGGGGGCACGCUGGGGGGUGCGUGCGCGGGCGCCGGCAGCGAGGACGAGGGUCCGCUGGACAUCGACGUGGGCACGGAGCCGCCUCCUCCCGCGCGCCUCUAUUGACCGCCCGCCGCGCACCCCGCACACCCCUCACACACCAUGCCGCACUAAAGCGGGAACUAGAAACGACAUCAUUAUUCGUUAUCGUUGGCAACAUCGACGUCAUCAUUUCGGGGUGGCAGGAAUGCAAACGUUGUGUUGUCCGUACAAUCUAGUACUUUCUAUUUCAUUGAUAAACUUCCUUUCGAUAAAACGUGAUCUGAAUGUACUUAUUCUCUAUUUGUACUUAAAGCUGUUGGUUCGGAAGACAACAAGAAGUCAAACUUCUAUUACUUCGGUGUGCAGGUUUAUUUGUGCGUGCGUUAAGUAGCGGUUAAUAAAGUGAUUAAUUAAAUAGCAAUAUCUUGUUAUCUAAAAGAUUUGCUGUAAACGAACUUAUAAUAAAGUGUAAAUCUAUAUAUUUCAUAAAACUGAAGAGAAAAUGUUUGUGUCGCCUAAUUUAUAAGUAUGUUAGUGUACGCGGCGGCCGCAGCGCAGCGCCGCCGCGUGCAUUUCACUCGUCGUGCAAUACGUUUAGUUAAGUAUUUAUGCGUUUAGGCAGUUGUGUCAGAGAUGUACAAAGUUCAGUCGCACCUAGCUACAGUGCGCCACAGAGUAAACAACCUGCCGUUAUAUCUAUUGCUAUGUUCACACUAUGACAGUUCGCUUGCAUGCUUGCGGCGUGCAUGAAGUCGCUACCAGACUAAAAUUAUUCGCGGCCUAAUUUUACUAAAUCAUUUUAGUAAUUUACGGCUAUUAUUGUUCUACAAUUAAUAUAUAGUACCUAUAUGUAAAUCACUUAUAUUGCUUUUUGACAUGUUAGAAGAUCCUGAUUCAUAGCAUCUGAUUACCGAUUGUCGCGCGUUGUAGCGUUGUUUACUUUGUGGCCUCGUUGACUAGCUGUAAGUCUACGUCACUAUUGACUUGUAAAUGUAACUAGUGUAGUGAAAUCGGUACUAAAUAUGUAGUAUUGUAUAAGCAUGGUUUUGGCAAUCAAAGAAAUUGUCAUCUUGUCUCGUCUUGUAAAUUAUCCGGUGGCUGUCGACGAAUUGAACAAUUUGUACAUUUUUAUGUAAAAUUCUAAUAUUAGGUGCAAUGUGACUAUUCUAAUAAGGCAGUAGUGAAAAUAGCAAAUUAAGCAAUUAAUUUAACUACAACAAAAAUGCAGCUUCUGUUUGUUUGCCACUAAGGGAUAGACGAUACAAUUUUUAGCUUCAAAUAAAAACAUUUUGAAUUAAAAAAACAAAAGUGUUGCAGAGAAGUAGUCCUAAAAUUAUUGCAGGCAAAGUUAUUAAU
Messenger RNA from Papilio xuthus (Asian swallowtail), 2367 nucleotides. Its product is annotated as visual system homeobox 2. Gene Ontology annotation, molecular function: DNA-binding transcription factor activity, RNA polymerase II-specific; sequence-specific double-stranded DNA binding. Lineage: Eukaryota; Metazoa; Arthropoda; Insecta; Lepidoptera; Papilionidae. The record is from RefSeq and is a predicted model, not a curated record. The coding region runs from base 43 to 1095 and encodes 350 amino acids. The transcript is spliced from 10 exons. Gene Ontology annotation, biological process: regulation of transcription by RNA polymerase II. Gene Ontology annotation, cellular component: nucleus.